CGCAGUACAUCUCCGUCGCCAUCAUGCAGCUCACAAAUCUCUUCUCCUUUCUCUGUCCAGCUUUAGCUCUCCUUAUAAUGGCCGGCCGGAGAUAGCUUUGUGUGCCAUGCGAGGCCACUCCUCUUUCUCUAGUUCUGCUCCAUUGGGCUGCUGGCUGCAAGAUUCCCAAGGAAUUCUUCAUCUUCUUAUUCUUCACCGACGAUCGAGACCAGCUAGGUAAUGGGAUUCCCGUCGCCGGUGUUCUCGGAGUCAGAGGUGCCCAGGUUGCUGCUCAACCUCGUCUUCCUGCUCGCCCGCCUCCGCCGCCUCUCCUCCUGGCUGCUCUGCCUCAUCGGCGCCGGCGUCCACGACGACCGCAGCUUUGACCACCCCACUACUCCCGGCAUCACCAACGACCACCAUCAUCACCAGGGUCAGUACGAUGAUUCUGAAGACCGCUGCCUCGAGGAGCUGGUGAAGCAUUCCCCGGCCAUGCGCUUCGACGCGUUCUCCGGCGCCGGAGACGAAGCUCUGCUGCUGCCGGAGGGGUGCGCGGUGUGCCUCGGCGACUUCCACUGCGCCGCGUGUGUGCGCCGGCCACGCGGGUGUCGGCAUGUCUUCCACCGUGCCUGCCUCGACCGCUGGGCCGCCCACGGCCACAGCACCUGCCCGCUCUGCCGGGCACCCUUCCUCCUGCCGCUGCCGCUCCCGGCGUCGUGAUUCCCGCGCCCGUGGGGUGUUGUUUGCAUAAUCCGGCGACUGCAGCAGCUGACUUCUGAGAAGAGUGUUCCGGAUUUGUGGCUUUCAGUUGAGUUUUUGUGGAAACAAACCCAAUCCCAUGGCGGUGAGCUGUCCAAUUAUUUUCUGAUCGGCCCCUCCUUUGAAGAGAUCAUCACAAUAACAAAUCUACUGACUGAAAUCCCUUGGUCAAAUUAAUUUCAAGCUUCAGUUAAUUUGGAUUUCGCUCAAAUAAAAUCGGUACAACAACAACAACAACAACAGAAGAAGAAGAAGAAGAAGAA
Messenger RNA from Triticum aestivum (bread wheat), 1001 nucleotides. RefSeq names its product brassinosteroid-responsive RING protein 1. Lineage: Eukaryota; Viridiplantae; Streptophyta; Magnoliopsida; Poales; Poaceae. The record is from RefSeq and is a predicted model, not a curated record. The coding region runs from base 220 to 699 and encodes 159 amino acids. Gene Ontology annotation, molecular function: ubiquitin protein ligase activity. The transcript has a single exon. Gene Ontology annotation, biological process: protein ubiquitination.